Messenger RNA from Puntigrus tetrazona (Sumatra barb), 1596 nucleotides. RefSeq names its product troponin I type 1a (skeletal, slow) (gene tnni1a). Gene Ontology annotation, cellular component: troponin complex. The transcript is spliced from 8 exons. NCBI's taxonomy places the organism in Eukaryota, Metazoa, Chordata, Actinopteri, Cypriniformes, Cyprinidae. The record is from RefSeq and is a predicted model, not a curated record. Gene Ontology annotation, biological process: muscle contraction. The coding region runs from base 461 to 1027 and encodes 188 amino acids.
GGAAAUCCUUUAGAAAAGUGGCGUUAAUCCCGAGAAAAGCUUUAACAACAUUUGCUUUCGUGUUUUAUAGCCAACACAACGACAUGCCGUCAUUAAGAACGGCUUAAGUGUCCAAAUACUUUUUGGAGCCACCGUAUAUUGACCUUUGACAGCGUGGCAGCCGGACGGGCUCUGAGCAGAUAAAGCGGAGCGGCGAUGGCCCACUGACACACAGCAGACAGACAGACAGAUAGCAAAGAGCCGCGGCGGAGCCACAGAUGAAGCUCAUGUGUGAGACACGGACAGACAAGGAGAGAGAGAGAGAGAGAGAGAGAGAGAGACUGAAAGAUUUGUGCUCUAAUAAUAUCCUCCACUGACAGAUUAGAGAUACAGAGACGCUCUGGGUUAAAUAAGGGAGCUCAUCUCUGUUCUGAUAUCAAUUAUCAGUUUGAGGACAACACAAACACUGGAAGUCGCCAAGAUGCCUGAGCAAGGGCAAGAGAGGAAGUCCAAGAUCUCGGCCUCAAGAAAGCUCAUGCUAAAGAGUCUGAUGGUGGCCAGAGCCAAGGAGGAGCUGGAUCAGGAGGUGCUAGAUAAAGAGGAGGAGAAGCAGAGGUAUCUGAUUGAGAAAGUUCCUCCUCUGCAGACGCAGGGCAUGUCCUUCGCUGAGCUUCAGGAACUCUGUCAAGAGCUCCAUGCUAAGAUUGAUGUGGUGGAUGAGGAGCGCUAUGAUAUUGAAGCCAAAGUCUUACUGAAUAAGCGUGAGGUCAAAGAUUUGAACAUUAAGGUUCUGGACCUGAGGGGGAAGUUCAAGCGGCCCACCCUGAGGAGGGUGAGGGUGUCAGCAGACGCCAUCCUCCGAUCUCUCCUAGGCUCAAAGCACAAAGUCUCCAUGGACCUACGAGCCAACCUAAAAUCGGUGAAGAAAGAGGAUACUGAGAAGAAGAGGCCAGUUGAGGACAGCGACUGGAGGAAGAACGUGGAGGCCAUGUCUGGUAUGGAGGGAAGAAAGAAGAUGUUUGAUGCAGCAAAAGGCCCCACCCAGUGAAACCUUGUCUAAUAAAGUUAACGCUCAAGUUAUGCAAUGCAUUGUUUGACAACAAAACAGGAUUAGGUUUAGAGUUACCUACAAAAUAUACCAUUAAAUACCACAUACACUGUUAUUUCAGGUGUCUUUGAUACGAUUGUAAUUGUAAUUCACUGCAGCUGCUCAGCUUUGGCGCAAAUCGUUACGCAACUUUCCUGUGGCCAAAAAGUAAAUAAUUACUAGCCUAGUUUAUCUUUUAUUGUGUCAAUAUUCAGUUAUUGGUUAUUAGUCAGUGGAAGGGCGUACCAGUGUAUUAUGAGAAUAAACAAAGAGAAAUCUUCGUUGAUGUACAAUUACAUAUGUUUAAUCUUUCCGAAGGGUUCCCAUGCUCCGUUUGGCGUGGUUUUCUGCGAAUUGUUGUUUACGAAAGUGCAUAUUUCGGACUCCCUGUGCUGAAAGUGUAACAUAAAAAGCACAAAAAGCCAAUUCGGUAUGCACGCGCUUGCGAAAAGGUGUAUAAUAACAGAGCCGGAAUAGCGUGAUAACGUCUUUGUGCAUGCUGUAAUACAGUAAAGCGGCUAAAGAAUUCA